CGUGCGUCGACAUUUUCCCGAGCAACCAGUGCUGAAACGGGAACAGUCCUGUCACAGAACCCUUUCGCAGGCGCUCUCGUCCUUUCCCAGCAAUAUUUACCCGUUUCUCAAAGCACACAGCCUCCUCCCCUCCCGGUUUGCGCAUUCCAGACACGAACAUCCCUGCAUCCCUUCACAACACACACCGCCAACCCCCAGCGCCAUUGCACACCAAGUCAAUUUAGGUCGCCUUGACUCCGCUUCCUGUCCGUGGAUUGUCGAGAGUUGCAGGUGACGGAUAUAAGCACUACCAAUGCCGCUAAAACAGCGAACAGUACCAAUCAACCAAAAACACGUUUCAGCCUCAAGUUCUUCUAGUGAAUACGACGACGGGGACGAGUCGUCGUUACAACGGAGCGAGGACCUCAGCGAGUCCUUAGUCGACGACGACGACGAGGAAGAAGAGGAGGAGGACGAGUGGGAUGAUGAGUACGGGGAGCUCGACCCCUCCGAUUCGGCGUCAAUAAGCAACGAGUACAGUCACGCACUCCCACGAUCCCACAGUCCACACCCAGUCCGUGGGAAUCCUCGUAGCCACAGGAUUCCUGCUGUCGGGCGCCAGUCCUUUCCAUAUCACGCACCUUCGGCACCGCCAAUGAGUAUCGACCCUUCCGACGAGUAUAGUCCGUCGUACGGGCGGGGCUACGGCGGCCCACCACAACCGCAAAACCAGGGUGCCUUCUAUGGCGCCAGGGGCGGGGGCCAUCAGCCGAACGGAUAUGCGCAAAGCCACGUGGGCUACAUGCAGAACCAUUACAGCGGCCAGAUGGUCCCCUACAAUGACUAUCGGAAUCCCUUCUCGCCGUCGCCAAUGGGUGGGAACAGCAGCAACUUCUUUCAAAAUGAGCAUCGCGGGGGCCACGGCCACUAUGACAUGAUGCCUUACCACCAGCAGCAGGGUAACCACAACCACGGUUACUACGGCGGCGGCGGCGGCGGAGGCCCGGGGGGCUACGGUGUACCACCACCGCACCUUCAACCGUACAUGUACAAUGCGCCGCCGCCACCGCCAACCGAAGCGCCUGCGCCUAAACCACCGACCCCUGCCCCCCCACCGCCUGAGAAACCAAAUCCAGAGAUGGAAGCGCUGAAAGCGCAACUUGCCAAAUUUGAACAAGAAGAGAAGAGGAAGGCGGAGGCGGAAAAGGUAGCGGAAAUGAAGGCCAACAUGCAGAGAGAAGCCGAAGAAGCGCUCAGAAGGCGGAUGGAGGACAUGCAGCGAGCGCAAGAGGAAGCAAAGAAGGCGAUCGAGCUGGCACAGGCCGAGGCUGAGAAGGCGGCGCGGGAGCGGCUAGCAGAGGAGAAGAAGCAAGAGGAGGAGAGAAAGAGGUUGCAGGCGGAGGCCAUGCAGCGGAUCGAACGGGAAGCCCGCGAGAAGCUCGCCGCCGAGAUAAAGGCGGCUGAGGAGCGCAAGAAGCGCGAAGCGGAGGCUGCCGCCUUAGCUGAGGCCCAAGCCAAGGCCAGGAUCGAGCUAGCCAUCAGGGAAGAGCAGGAGCGAAUUCAUGCUCGGAUGAAGGCCGAAGAAGAGGCAAAAGCCGCCGCCGCCGCCAAAGCAGCCGAGGAAGCAGCACGGCUAAAGCGGAUGGAAGAGGAUGCCAAAAGGGCGCUCGAGGCCGCCAUCAAAGAGCAAGAGACUAAGCUCGCGGCCGCCGUCCAAGCCGAACGCGAGAAAAUCGAAGCCGCUCAGAAGGCCGAGGCCGAAGCGAAAGCCGCUGCCGCAAAGAAGGCAGCCGAGGAAGCCGAGUGGCGGAAGCAGCUCGAGGCGGAAGCCAAACUCAAAGCCGAAGUUGAGGCCCGGGAGAAGCUCGAGGCCGAGCGCAAGGCGGCCGAGGAGGCCAAGGCGGCCGAAGAGCAGAGGAAAAAGGACGAGAAGAUCUACAAAGACAAGCUCCUCCAGGAAGCCAAGGACAAGGCCGAAGACGCUGCGAAGAAGAAGGAGAAACCGCCCAUCAAGUUCAAGGAUGCCGUCGGCCGCAAGUUUAGCUUCCCCUUCCAUCUGUGCCAGACAUGGCAGGGUAUGGAAGAGCUCAUCAAGCAGGCCUUCCUACAUGUCGACGUCAUCGGCCCGCACGUCCAAGAAGGUCACUACGACCUGAUCGGCCCCAACGGCGAAAUCAUCCUCCCGAGCGUCUGGGAGAAGGUUGUCGAGCCCGACUGGGCCAUCACCAUGCACAUGUGGCCAAUGGACAAGGCCCCUCUUCGCCAGCAGAUGCCCCCUAACAUGCAGCCCGGCGGCAUGCCUCGCCCUCCGCAUCCCGGCCACCACCCACAACAACAGCAACACCACCCCCAGCGCCCCCACCCCGGGAUGGCCGCGGCUUUUAUGCGCCCGCCGAGCACCCGCCCAGGAGGCGGCGGUAUGGGCGUUCCGCCCCCGCCACCGGGCGGCAUUUGGGCAGGCAAUAUGCAGGGUGGCCCCGCCGGCAUGCCCCCUGGACCUCGGAUCGUGCGACCAUCGAUGGAGCCGCAGAUUGUGACAGUCGACCCGAAUAAACCCCCUCGGAGAAAGGAUAAGGCCGCUCCGUCGUCCAUGCUCGGGUGGAUGGCCGGGAGCAAGCCCAAGAGCAGCAGCAAGAAGUACGUUGGCGUCCUAGGCCCCGACCCCGUCCCUCCCAAGCAUAGCCAUAAUCACCGCUCCUCCUCUUCCGCCUCCUCCCAGCAGUAUACCUUGUAUUUCUUCUACCCAGCCCAACUAUGGCCUCCCAAGUCCGUUUCUUUCCCUUGUUGAGUGGCUGGCGGUGUUUGUUUCGUCAUGGUUGAAGU
This is a messenger RNA of Chaetomium fimeti, 2802 nucleotides long. RefSeq lists its product as uncharacterized. Gene Ontology annotation, cellular component: actin filament. NCBI's taxonomy places the organism in Eukaryota, Fungi, Ascomycota, Sordariomycetes, Sordariales, Chaetomiaceae. The transcript is spliced from 3 exons. The record is from RefSeq and is a predicted model, not a curated record. The coding region runs from base 293 to 2767 and encodes 824 amino acids. Gene Ontology annotation, biological process: actin filament polymerization.